CCCGACAAAGCGUAUGUCACGUGGUAGGACUAGCGGCACUUCCGGCUCAACGCCCAGAGAUCAAGAUACAAUUUUAACCGGGUUCAUAAACUAUGCAAAAAAACAAAAAGCCGAAUGACGGAAUUUUUUUUUUUUUUUUAAACACCCGCAAGCAUCUUUCCGUUUCCGAUUUCCGUAUUUGAAGUGAAAUGUUCCGAGAAGUUUUUUUUUUUUUUUGAAACAUCGGUAUUAUAAUGUGUAAUUAUAUAAGGCUAGGAUUUUAUUUUUUAUGAGAAGAACCACGUUUUUUACGUAUUAAAAAAUAUAAUUAAAAAAACUAAGGCUUUUUUUACAAGUAUACAUGAAGGGAAAAAAAAUGUAUAUUUGUGUUUCAAUUUUAAAGAUUUCAUGACGUGUUGCGACUUGAGUGUUACGUCGUUUAACGUGUUUUUUUUUUUUUAGUAACUGUAAAGUUGGACUCGCGUGGUGAUGAAGGCUUGGUUGUUAUUCCCGUCUUCUCUCUCCCGAGGUCAUCGAAAACCACGGAAGACUCUCGUCAAAUGGUUUUAACAAGUAGUUCGCCCUAAAAGGUUUUUCUUUUUUUGCUUGUGAGUUUCGUUGUGGUUCAUAAACCCGAAAGGGGGGAGAGACCCCGGAACAGAUUUUAUUUUUUGUUCUCUCUGGUCGCGCGCGGACGGCGAUGCUCGAGGUGUUGUGACGUGACAGUGACGUGACAGUGACGUGACAGUGACGUGACGUCACGAUGAUGUCCUCGGCGCCGCGGGUGGACAGCGCCGUCUGGGCAUCGGCGGUCGUCGCCUUCGUCGUCUACGCCAACACCUUGGACGCCGGCUUCGUCUACGAUGACAGCCGCGCCAUCGUGACCAACGACGACGUGAGGACGGACUCGCCGUGGUCGUCGCUCUGGCUGCACGACUUCUGGGGCACCCCGCUGGCCCACGGGGGCUCGCACGGCUCCUACCGGCCCCUGGCCGUGCUGUCCUUCCGCCUGAACGCCUGGCUGUCGGGGGCGGCGGCCGCCCCCGGCUUCCACCUGGCCAACGCCCUGCUGCACGCAGCCGCCUCCGGGGCCCUGGCGGCCUGGGCGCGCCGCCUCCUGGGGGCAGCCGCGUUGCCCGCGGGGCUGGUGCACGCGCUGCACCCCGUGCACACGGAGGCGGUGGCGGGGCUGGUGGGGCGGGCGGACGUGGGGGCGGCGCUCUGGUGCGUCGCGGCGCUGCUCGCGUACAGGUCGCACCUGCGGCGGCGGGGCGGUGCCGACCCAGGUGCGGCUGCACCAUACCUGGCUCUGACGUUGGUAUGUUGCGUCGGAUCGAUGCUAUCGAAGGAGGUUGGUGUUGGCACGCCGCUCCUCUGCGUCGCCUACGAAGCUCUGUGCCACCUCAGGUUGUCCGCCUCGCAGGUGCUCUGCUUCUUAGUUGGGCUUAGCAGUAAGGGGAUGUCCAGAAGUUCAGCCCGCAGCACCCGGUGGGUGCUGCUCUGCCUAUGCGCGAUGGUGGCGGCGCGUGCGGCCUUGACGGGAGGCCGCCUGCCCACCUUCUCGUCGGCGGACAACCCUGCUUCCAGGAGCGGGUGCCUCGUCACCCGCACCCUGACUUUCCUCUACCUGCCCGCCUUCAACUUCCUCCUGCUGCUCUGUCCGGUGACGCUGAGCUUCGACUGGUCCAUGGAGGCGAUCCCCCUCGUCACGGACCUCCUCGACUUGAGGAACGCCUACACCGUGGCCUUCUACAGUGCCUUUGUCUACGUCACAUUCAAGCAUCUGCGGUGUCUUGGUGAGGAUGCUCAACUGGGAUGCUGCAAGAACUCGACGCACGUCAACGCAAACUCCAGGAUCCCCUCCGGUCCAGGGAAAGCAGGAAUUGGUCGCUCGGUUUCCUUGGACAAACAUUGUAACUCGCCGGCUCACAGAAGGUGCAGGAACCUUUUUUGCGAGGUUGGGAUGAAGACCGUGGAUCCAGGGGGAUCGGUGUGCUGCAAGAACGUGACUGACAUCAAUGCGAACGUCAGGUCACACGUCGUCCCUGGCCCGGUGAAAGUUGGAAACGCGCAACUGAUCUUCCAGCACAACCACUGUGCUUCGCCGACGAUUAGGAGGCGCGGUUGCUGCCCGUUCGAAGACUACCUUAAGAACAAAGAGAGGAAGAGACGGACCUCCUCCCUGGUUCUCUUCGGGAUCGCCAUGAUGGUGGUUCCGUUCCUGCCGGCUACCAACCUGCUGGCCCAUGUGGGGUUCGUGGUAGCGGAGAGGGUGUUGUAUAUGCCCUCCAUGGGGUACUGCUUACUGGUGGGACAAGGUAUGGCGAGAUUGGCCGCUCAUCCCUGGAGGUCUGUGAGGAGGCUGUGCCUCUUGGGAUGCCUUCUCUUGCUGCUAAGCUUCGGAGUCAAAACUUGGAGGAGGAACUUCGACUGGAAGGACGAAGAGAGUUUGUAUCGAUCAGGAAUUCAUAUCAAUCCUCCAAAAGCUUAUGGCAACCUGGGAAUCAUCCUAAACGCCCAGGGCAGGAGCGCAGAAGCUGAGCAGUGCUACAGGAAGGCCUUGUUCUACAGACCCAACAUGGCCGACGUCCACUACAAUUUUGGAGUACUGCUGCAGAGUCAGAGGCGCCUGGCGGAAGCCAUCCAUGAGUUCCGGCUUGCCAUCCAGUUCCGCCCCACUUUGGCAGCGGCGCACCUGGGCCUGGCGGCGGCGCUCGGCGGGGUCGGCAGGGACGCCGAGGCGGAGGCGGUGCUGGCGGCGUGCUGCUCGCUGGACGGCUCCGGCCUCAAGGACCCCGGCUCGCACGAGGCGGCGGUGGCGGGCUGCCGCCUCCAGCGGGGGCGGCUGGCGCUGGCCCGGGGCCGCCCCCAGGAGGCGGUCCGCGUGUUCCUGGGGGCCGUGCGCUCCCUGCCGCCGCGCUACCCCGCGCAGAGCCUGUUCAACUCGCUGGGCGAGGCGUACAGCCGGCUGGGCGAGGACUCGCUCGCCGAGUCGUGGUUCAGGGCCGCACUCGCGGCGAGUCCGGGCCACGUGGCCGCGCAUCUCUCCUACGGCCAGAUGCUGGCCAGGAACAGCUCGCGAUUGGUGGAGGCGGAGCAUUGGUACCGGAGAGCGCAGACAUUGGCUCCUGGAGAUCCCGCCGUGCAUAGGCAUUACGGCCAGUUCCUGCUGGACCGGGGGCGGCCCGCGGAGGCGGCGCGCAGCUUCCUGGCGGCGGUGUCGCUGUCGGGGGCGGACUACGAGGACGUGGUGCGAGCCGCGGCCAGCCUGCGACUCUCCGGCGACCUCCGGGAGGCGGGGAGACUCUACGAGAUGGCCGCCGGCAUCAGACCCCAGGACCCCGCCGCCCUGUCGAACCUGGGCGCGCUGCGCCACGUGACGGGCCGCCUCCGGGAGGCGGAGGCGCUGUACCGCCGCGCGCUCAGGCUGCAGCCAGACGACGCCGUCUCCCUGCAGAACCUCCGCAAGCUGGGGCGGCUGCGGGGGCGGCUGCGGGGGCGGCUGGAGCUCGAGGAGCGCGAGCACACGUGACGUCACCUCCCGGAGGCGGCGUGUCUCUCUGUGAUACUGUCGGCUGCUCUGGCGGCUCUGGUUGCCGGUGGUAUCGCUCACGGACCUUAUCUGUCCGAUGAUCAUCUGUUUACGAUUACCAUCUGUUUCCUACGACUAUCCAUUUCCUAUGGCUAUCAAUUUCCGGUGGCUAUCCGUUUACAAUGGAUUUCGGUUUAUGAUGGCUAGCUGUUUUCAAUGAGUAUCCGUUUACAAUGGCUAUCCGUUUACAAUGGUUAUCCGUUUACAAUGGCUAUCCGUUUACAAUGGUUAUCCGUUUACAAUGGCUAUCCGUUUCCGGUGGCUAUCUGUUUACAAUGGCUAUCCGUUUCCGGCGGCUAUCCGUUUCCGGCGGCUAUCCGUUUCCGGCGGCUAUUCGUUUAUUGCGGUUGUCCGUUUCCGGCGGCUAUCCAUUUACAAUGGCUAUCCGUUUCCGGUGGCUAGCUGUUUUCAAUGACUAUCCGUUAAAAUGGCUAUCCGUUUACAAUGGCUGUCUGUUUACAAUGGCUGUCUGUUUACAAUGGCUGUCUGUUUACAAUGGCUAUCCGUUUCCGGCGGCUAUCCGUUUCCGGUGGCUAUCCGCUUCCGGUGGCUAUCCGCUUACAAUUGAUGUCUGUUGCCGAUUGUAUCUGUGGCUGAUGGAUUCGUUAGUCGAUUUCCUGAUGUUUGUAUCAAUUUGCGAUGGUAUACGCUGCUGGACGUCAUGUAUUUUGUAGCGUAGAUGGUUGUUGAAGUUAGCCGAACGCCGGGAGAUUCUCGGGAAGUUUGUUGCUCAGGGAAUGCUGCAAGGACCCUCGUCGAGCCUGGCAGCGCCGUGUGUGCGAGGCCACAAGAGGCAAGAAAACCUGCGGUGUUGAUCCCCUCCGACAGUGUAAAGGGAAUUAGUCAAGCAGCGGUCUCUCUCCUGAUAACUUCGUUCGCGCGUGGAUGUCUUGGGGGUCCGAGCCACGCGAUCAGAUUUACGGAAUGGAUCCUACGUCGGGAAUUUCAAACCGCAUGUUACACCGCUGCGUGGAGCAAGCGGGUGAGAUGUACGUAGUUUACGAUGCUGCGACACAUUCCGUGGAAAUUUGACGUGUGGCGUCGCUGAAAACACCAGUACUGCAACAGGUGUUUGGAAUGGAACAUGUUCUGACAAAGGGAAAGAGGGGGAAAGAAGCAAAACCAGUUUGAUUUUUUUCGACAACCUCAGGUAAAUGUAUAGAAUACAGAAAAGUAAUUAAAGUAGACAGAAAAAUUCUGCGCAUUUUAGUGUUCAAAAAAAUUGGUCCCAAAUUUAAAGGCUAUGCAAGAAGGCAGCGAUUUAAACUGCAGAGAAAUACUUGAGAAAUUUGGUUGCUAGGUUUUCGCUGGCAAAACUGUUAAAGCGAAGAGAGAUAUUUUGGUUUGAAAAGCCUGGACUAGUUAUUUCGAGUGGGCAAAAUUUCGAAAAAAAAAAAAAUAUAUAUAUAUUCGAAUAUAUCCGCCUUGGACGCGACUACAACCCAGAAGCCAAACCACUUAAUAAUGAAGUUUAACACUAUUUUAUUGCAGGUAUUUUGGUAUUAUGAUUGUUUAGCAUUGUUCACUACAUAAUGUCAUCUUGACGAUUCUUCCUAGUGAAUUCUUUUCAAGCUAUUGAACAGAAUUCUGAGUAUAUAUAGCCUUGAUAUGUAUUGCAAUCAAAUUGCUAGCCAGUUGACUUCCACUCCAGAACACAGUCAUUCCAUAGGCUAAAACCUCCAUGGAUUUUCUGCCCAGGGCUACAUGAAAACAUGACAGAAUGUGUGAGCAGGGCCGCAACUAGAGUCUCUGGCACCCGGGGCAUGAAUGGAUUCAUGCGCCCCCCCCCCCCCUUCUUUUUUUGUACAUACCACACUAAUAAAGCGGAUGACCGGGGGCCCGCCCACGGAAAAAUGCUGCUAUUUAAGCAUUUUCCAUACCUACAUGUAACAGUUUCUGUGCUACUGUAACUUCCAUGUAUGAACCCACUACCAGUUGUAGUAGGAAUUACAAUGCAAGCGAUUUCGGCCCCCCACAGCUUUGCGCCCGGGGCGUAUGCCUCGCUUGCCCCCCCCCCCCCCUCCUAGUUGCGGCCCUGUGUGUGAGGCACAAAGUUACUUGUUGCUGCUAGGGAGAUACUAUUUCAGCCCAUUUGUUUCAGUAGCAUUCCUCUGAGAUAUUAUGUAUCAUGCAAUGGGACCAAUUAUGAAUCUCGUCUCAAUAAGUAUGUAUGUAAUAGUGUGCUUAAAGAAUAUACAUGUGUCCAUAAAAGAAUGUCCCAGUUUCAAUGGUAUAUUAUAACUUUUUAAUUUAGUCUAUUUAAAUAAAUCAUACAUACAAUUGAAGGUAAACUUACCUAAAUUUUCUUACAAAUGUCCGAUAUAUGCACCUUUAGUUAUACGGCAUAAAUCCUCGUUAAAGUCCAAUUCUUCCCACACGUUGGUUAACAAGUCCGGAGUAAUGGAAGCAAAUAGCCUCUUAGAUUCUGUGUCUCAACUCUAGGAAAUCAUUAGGUAGCGGCGGAACGUAGACAUGAUCUUUUAUAAAGCCCCAAAGGAAAAAAAAAUCGCAUGGCAUUAUGUCAGGUGAACGUGGAGGCUAGCGAAAAAGAGCUCUGUCGUCUCGACCAUUACAACCAAUCCAACGGCCAGGGACUUGGACGUUCAACCACUCUCGUACAAAGAGAUUCCUAGGGGGAGGGGCUCCAUCCUGUUGCCAAAUAAAGGUUACACGUUCACCCUCUACUUAUUACCUUGAACCAGCACACUACAACGCUUAUAGUUGAUACUAUUAAAAUUUAUAACUGGAACAUUCUUUUAUGGACUUAGGGCAAAAUAGUUGACAGUGACUAGGCAACAUUUUUUUUUUCACUUUCGAGAUUAAGCAAUCACAUAAGUGAUGAAGAUACUCGUUAUGCCUUAAAGUACAGACUUACCUAUGUGUGUAUUCACUAAAACGAGAAUUGACUGUCCCCUAACGUAGUCGAACCUCUGAUAGUUUUCACUUUCAUACAUCUUGUGUAGCAGAGGUUAUGGAGAUGGUUAGGCUGUUGGAAGUACACAUUUUAUGAAUCUUUGUGUGAACAGAAUUAGAUGAGAAAUUCUUCACGCACAGUAUUCUUUUCAUACCGCAAGCGGUUUUGGAAAUCUGACAGUCCCUGUUUACAAAUUUAACAGACUUAUCUUAACAAAUUUCGGCAACCUCCUUGGUUAACGUGUCACCAUUUUGUGAAAAUUUGUCGUAUUUAUAAAAAUUUGACGGCAAUUUGGUGAAAUUAAACAGUCACCGCUUUUAAAAAACUUUCAGCUUUACCUCAAAAUUUUUUUUGUUUAUUAAAAUGUUUUUAGCUUUUAAUUUAAAAAGCUGUUACAUAUCUUAUAUUUUAAGUUGAGAUUUCGUACUAGAAAAACUUUCAUAGAUUUAACUGUCUGAUAUAAUGACCUGAUUUCACCGGAAUUUCAUCGUUAUUAUCCAUAACACUAACCCAGUAUCAGGAAAGAAUAGCACAUUUUUUUAAAGAUAAAAUAUCAAAAACAAUGUGGAAAUUGAAGAUCCAAGUUUGGUUUAGAAACGUAGUUUUAAUGAGUUUAUUUUUAAAAUUUACCAGGGUAGAGGUUGCCGAAACCCACGUUUUGUUUUUCCAUACCCCGCAGCCAUUAUCUCUCUUCCCCCCCCCCCCCCUUCCGAGAUUUGACCCUUUAUAAAAUAUCUGACCUUCACAAAUUUUAGGGCCCCACAGCUUUCAAGAAUUGGAAAAUGGCCUUUAUAAAUUUAAGCAGCAUUUUUUGUGCAUUUUUUUUGUGAUAAUUAGAUUGUUUCACUUGCAAAUGUUACACUCUACUUAAAAAAAAAAAAUUCACAGCCUUACAAUUUUUCAGCCAUAACUCAAAAAGAAUUACGUAGUCUCAUUUUACAAUUAAGUACCCAAGGCCGGCUAACACAAGCGUGACUUGAGGCAAAUAUUGUAUUUUUCCAUUUAAUUAAGCUGCAAAGUUUUUGCUUAGAUUUUACUUAACUGAAUCUAAAAGUGGCCCAAAGUUAGCUUUACGUUCAAAGGACGGUGGAAUUUGCAUUUUGCCUUACAUUAGACUAAGACAUCUCCACUAAUUGUGUAGCCUUUUUCAUGUGUGUAUUGUUUUUAAUGACUAUUGCAUUCACUAGAACUACUGCAUAUGAUGUAAUAACUUUUUUCUUAGCUAUUGCUCUAUAAAAUAUUUUUAAUCUAGCAGAUUUACUAUAAAAAUAAAAUUUUUGUAUCACUUAUUGAUGUAGCUUUGUUUCGAAUGUGAUUUUGCCUUUGUCAUAUCUUUGUAAUAAGGCUGUAUUAAGAGCUUAAUAUUGUGUAUUAAAGAUGUGUCAAUAUUUUUAUUAAUAAAUACCACAAUUAUUUGUUUA
Bacillus rossius redtenbacheri is the source of this 7906-nucleotide messenger RNA. RefSeq names its product protein O-mannosyl-transferase TMTC2-like. The record is from RefSeq and is a predicted model, not a curated record. Gene Ontology annotation, biological process: protein O-linked glycosylation via mannose. Gene Ontology annotation, cellular component: endoplasmic reticulum membrane. Gene Ontology annotation, molecular function: protein binding; mannosyltransferase activity. NCBI's taxonomy places the organism in Eukaryota, Metazoa, Arthropoda, Insecta, Phasmatodea, Bacillidae. The coding region runs from base 743 to 3511 and encodes 922 amino acids. The transcript has 11 exons.